Molecule: messenger RNA, 1615 nt
Organism: Phyllostomus discolor (pale spear-nosed bat)
Lineage: Eukaryota; Metazoa; Chordata; Mammalia; Chiroptera; Phyllostomidae
Product: olfactory receptor 1J4-like
Exons: 1
Coding region: 40-1026 (328 amino acids)
Biological process (GO): G protein-coupled receptor signaling pathway
Cellular component (GO): membrane
Molecular function (GO): G protein-coupled receptor activity; olfactory receptor activity
Source: RefSeq, a predicted model, not a curated record
UUCCAAACCUCCUUCAUCCUCGGCAGACAGAAGAGCAGCAUGAGGCCUGAGAACCAGAGCAGCGUGUCCGAGUUCCUCCUCCUGGGGCUCCCCAUAAGGCCAGGGCAGCAGGGUGUGUUCUUUGCCCUGUUCCUGGGCAUGUACCUGACCACGGUGCUGGGCAACCUGCUCAUCAUCCUGCUCAUCAGGCUGGACUCCCGCCUGCACACGCCCAUGUACUUCUUCCUCAGCCACCUGGCCCUCACUGAUGUCUCUUUCUCAUCUGUCACUGUCCCUAAGAUGCUCAUGAACAUGCAGACUCAGCAACAAUCCAUCCCCUAUGUGGGAUGCAUUUCUCAGUUGUAUUUUUUCAUACUUUUCGGUAGUGUUGACAAUUUCCUUCUGGCAGUGAUGGCAUAUGACAGGUACGUGGCCAUCUGUCACCCUCUACUCUACACCACCAUCAUGAGGGAGGGACUGUGUGUGCUGCUGGUAGCUGCCUUAUGGAUUAUUGCCUGUGCCCAUGCACUGUUGUACACUGGCCUCUUGGUCCAACUGUCCUUCUGUGCCAACAAUGUUGUUACCCACUUCUUCUGUGACCUCACUGUGCUUCUGAAGCUCAGCUGCUCGGAUAUCUCCCUCAAUGAGUUGGUCAUUUUCACUGAGGGAGGAAUGCUUUAUUUUCUAUCUUUGGCCAUUGUUUUGGGCUCAUAUAUCCAUAUAGGGACCAUCAUCCUGAGGGCUCCCUCCACUAAGAGACUCUUGAAAGCCUUCUCUACUUGUGGCUCCCAUCUCCUUGUGGUGUCUUUAUUCUAUGGGACACUUGCUGUUGUUUACUUUUUGUCCUCAUCAUGGGAUUCCAAAAACAUAAUUGCUUCAGUCAUGUAUACAGUAGUUACCCCCAUGCUGAACCCCUUCAUUUACAGCCUGAGGAACAGGGAUAUAAAGCAGGCCUUAGAAAUAUUUGUCAACAGGGUUAAUUUAUUUAAGUGGAAAUCACUAAAUCCUCUUAUUAUAGUCAGGAGCACAGUGUGGUACAUGUCCUAGCACUAUUGUAAGAUUGACAUCUCCAUAGAAGUUUAAUAGAGUAUCCACUCUGUUGUAACGUAUUAGUGUUCUCAAUGUGUCUACAAGUCAUGUUUGCUACUCAGGUUAUUAAUCAUUCUUCAUUCUUAACUGACAAUUUUUCUUAUCAUCUCUUCUAAGCAACAUGCAAAGUCUUAUGGCAAAUACACUGCAGAAUUAUAAUUGUGGAUUUGUCUUUUUCUCCCUUUAGUUUUGUCAGUUUUUUCUUAUGUACUUUUACACUGUUUUAUUGAGGACACACUGAUUUAACACCAUGAUCCACUCCUGCUGAACUUUUUUUUUUGAACUGAUUCUUAUGCCGACUUUUGUUGGCUUCAAGCUGAUUGCAUGCAUGUCUUCCCAACAUACAUUCAGUGGCAUCUUGUUGGUAGAGUGCAGUGAGCCAUGAUCACAGUAUUUUCUGUAUAAAAAUUGGCAUGUGGUAUAUAAAGUAAGGCUUUUAACAAAAGAGACAGACUUUAAAAAAAAACUAUGGUACAUUUACAUGACAGAAUACUACCUAACAGAAAGAAAGAUGGAGCUCCUCUCCUUUGCAAGAGUAUGGAUGGAA